Messenger RNA from Alosa alosa (allis shad), 1758 nucleotides. It is a transcript of the gene mgme1, whose product is annotated as mitochondrial genome maintenance exonuclease 1. Gene Ontology annotation, cellular component: mitochondrion. NCBI's taxonomy places the organism in Eukaryota, Metazoa, Chordata, Actinopteri, Clupeiformes, Clupeidae. Gene Ontology annotation, molecular function: single-stranded DNA exodeoxyribonuclease activity. The transcript has 4 exons. The record is from RefSeq and is a predicted model, not a curated record. Gene Ontology annotation, biological process: mitochondrial DNA replication. The coding region runs from base 524 to 1531 and encodes 335 amino acids.
CAUGAUUUCUACCAACAUGUAUCAUGUAUUAUUCUGUAGCCUACGAAAUAUUGUUCAUUUUGGAAUUGGUGUUCUCUAUGAGAAAAGUAAAGAAACAUUGCGAGAUUAAACACAAACGAAAGACUUUUUUCUUCAAUCUUUUAGGACUCAGUAGAGAAAUGUGAUCAUGUUUGUCUAAAUGUCAAUGGCAAAAUAAUAUCAGAAACAUAAUGAAUAUAUCCCGAAUAGCUACAUUCUAAAAGAUUAAAACCAUGGAACAAAGAAAAGAUUAGAGGAGGAAGUGCCCGUCCGGACCCCUUUCUCUGAAACACGCAUGAAAAGAAUGGCGGUUUAUGAGGUGUGUAAAUAACUUUUGUCUUGUACCGCGAAUAGUUUAUCCAAAAUCUCCAAGAUUUACAUGGUGGACACAGUAGUUUAUGGUUAUAUUUUAUUAGCUGACAUAUUCAGCAUGCGCCGAGAUUAAGCUAAAUUCGCGCGUGAUACCAGAACAAUCACGGUGGACAACAUCACCCAUAAGUGAACUAUGCCGAUUGGGAUGUUGAUUCCUCGUACAAAAUCCAAGAGGAUUGUUUAUGGCCUGUUGAAACACUGCAACACUGUAUUUGUUGAGUCGUGUUUCUCAACGUCUUGCGUAUGGACAUCUCGAAAAAAACAAAGUCAAUAUGGAAUGGUUGAUACAGAGCGCUACUCUUCCCUUGUUAAGGCAGUUGUCUCAUCAAGGGUCAGCUCCCAAACUCCAGAGUCGCUUGAGGACGAGGACAACAAACUGUAUGGUCCAGUCGUCAAAUCAUCUUUUCAUAAACACAUGCCUCUUGUGCCGAAAAACGUUUACCCUCUUUUAAAAGCAGAAAAAACGAUGCUUUCUGUAGAAUAUGACCAUGGGAAUCCUGCUCGGUGGUCGCUUCCAAAAGGGCCAGAAAGAUCUGGUAUGCCCAGUGUCACUCGCAUUCUCCAACAGACCAUGUCUCCGGAGCAGUUGUUUUACCUGGAGAGAUGGAAAAGGAGAAUGAUUGCAGAGCUGGGAGAGGAAGGCUUCAAGGCAUACACCUCAAACCUUUUCAAACAAGGGAAGUUAUUUCAUUCUGCACUUGAGAAUGCACUUGCUCCUUCUGAAAGCGAAGAAACUGAAUGCACUGAAGACACAACGGGAUACUUAGAAAGUAUCCAACACGUCCUUGAGGAUAUCAAUGAAGUUAGAGCCAUUGAGAGUGCAGUACAACACCAGCAUUUGAAUUAUGUUGGAAUAGUUGAUUGUGUAGCUCGCUACAGAGGGACACUUUGUGCAAUUGACUGGAAGACUUCAGAGAAAUCUAAGCCCUUUCUCCACAACACGUAUGACAAUCCUAUCCAGGUUGCUGCAUAUGUUGGAGCCUUGAACAGUGACGACAACUAUAGUUACCAGAUAAAGAAUGGUCUGAUUGUGGUGGCCUACAAGGACGGCUCACCAGCUCACCCCCACUUUCUUGACUUUGAAAAAGUUACAAAGUACUGGGAAAAAUGGCUGCUUCGACUUGAACUUUAUAAGAAGUAAAUAACAUAUACCUCAAAUGCACCUGCAUUCAUAUCAAGUAUCUGUACUAUGUAUGACUGACAUGCACAUUAUGAAACCUUGUUUCUAUGGUUUUAGUUAUUUUUCUAAAUAAAUGUUUUAAUAUCUAAAAGAAGUCAGUGUUUCAAGAUGAUUCCUUCAAGUACUGUCAAAUGGAUAAGGAAUCCAACUUGUGAUACAAUAAUAAUAAUAAAAAUACAAUCAAGAAA